Pararge aegeria (speckled wood butterfly) is the source of this 1118-nucleotide messenger RNA. RefSeq names its product hyphally regulated cell wall protein 3-like. The record is from RefSeq and is a predicted model, not a curated record. The coding region runs from base 47 to 1012 and encodes 321 amino acids. The transcript has 2 exons. Lineage: Eukaryota; Metazoa; Arthropoda; Insecta; Lepidoptera; Nymphalidae.
GUAAUGUUUCCGAUUGUAAAGUCUAUAUAAAGACAUCGUCUGUUAUAUGUGCCACCUUCAUGGAAUACCCAAUAAAAUGAACGGAAUAACUACUAUAACUUUUUCAGUUUUUGCAUUUGCAUUCAUCGCGGUUGCCCAUGGCCAUCCUAUCAGUCGGAUGCGCAGUAAUAUACAUCCCAUGCAAAACAUCCAUCGGGACUUGAGUUGCAGUUGCUCUUGUGAAGAUCUCGGCGCUCUAGUGACUCUUGUGCGAGCGUUGGAAGAAAAGGAAUGCUGCACUGCAACGCCUGCAUCAAACGGCGGCAUUAGCAAUGCAGAUGAUCUUAUUAUGAAUUUAGUGAACGCUUUAAUUACACUCACUACACAAGCGUUAAGUCGUAGCAACUGCCACUGUCCCAAUCCAAGUGGUACAAAUAACAAUCCAAAUCCUGGCUAUAACGGAGGAUCAGGCUACAACGGAGGGUCUGGCCAUAACGGUGGAUCUGGCCAUAACGGAGGAUCUGGCCACAACGGAGGAUCUAGUUAUUCCCAUUCGGACGGUGGACUAAACCUUGACUUGCUAAAUCCAAAUAAAAACGAUAACGUCUUAGAUCUUGAUCUUGCUAGACAACAUCUAUUAGGUGUUGGAUUAGGAGGAGGCGGUGGUGCAUCCCAGGGUACAAAUAGUUACUAUCCAAAUGGUCGAAGUUCCAAUGGGGGCAACGAUGAAGGUUUAAUAAACGUAGAUCUUCUUAACCCCAAUAAAAAAAAUAACGUAGCAGAGGUUGAUCUUGUAAAAAAACCCGUAGUAGGCGUAAGCUUAGGUGAUGGUGGAAGUUCACCUUCGCAAACCGCUAGUAGCAAUACCGCACCAAGUAGCCAGGGAUCUAAUACCGGAGAAGCUCUAAUUAACGUAGACCUUUUAAAUCCUAAUAAAGAAAAUAAUGUGGCCGAUGUAGAUCUUGCUAAAAAAACCGUAAUAGGCAUAGGAGUAGGAAAUAAAAAUGGCGACGCUGUAAGUAAUAAGCCGUAAGUACUGUCAAGUUAAUCGGGAGUAACUUUAGUGGGUGGUCGGUAAAAAUUUUUUGGUUGAAUAAAGUGUAGUCACAGUCGAACGAUUUAAUAAAAGAAAGAGUAUA